Centropristis striata (black sea bass) is the source of this 4617-nucleotide messenger RNA. RefSeq names its product MAPK interacting serine/threonine kinase 2b (gene mknk2b). The transcript has 14 exons. Gene Ontology annotation, biological process: peptidyl-serine phosphorylation; intracellular signal transduction; protein autophosphorylation. The record is from RefSeq and is a predicted model, not a curated record. Gene Ontology annotation, molecular function: calcium/calmodulin-dependent protein kinase activity; calcium-dependent protein serine/threonine kinase activity; ATP binding. Bases 312 to 1739 code for a protein of 475 amino acids. Gene Ontology annotation, cellular component: cytoplasm; nucleus. NCBI's taxonomy places the organism in Eukaryota, Metazoa, Chordata, Actinopteri, Perciformes, Serranidae.
GUUAUAAAAACACCUACGCUGUUGCUCCUUCGCCACCUUCCACGCACUCAAUCAGGCGACUGCCCCCUCGACCGUCCUCUGCGGCUUUUGAAGCAGUGGGUCAAACAACGACGCUAACACUGGAGCUGUAAAAUUAACAACGGGGUCUCCCGUUUAAAGCGCCGCAGCAAGCUGACCAGCCAGCGCAGUGUGAUCACUUGCGACUCUCUCUGAAACGACUUUCUGUUUCGGAGAAGUGCAAAUUGAUAUACCAAAAAAAACCACUGCCGCCGCCGCAUAUCCACCAAAACAUAUCCAAAAUCGAAGUAAAAAUGGUGCAAAACAAGAUCACCGAAGUCACUGGAUUCCAUCGCUCUUUCAAGGGCCAAAAUCCCUUUGACUCUGACGACUUCACAAAAAAUGGAUCCCAUCUUAUUGAUUCGUCAUUUAAUUUUGAUUCCUCCCCAAGACAUGACAUACCUUCCAGCCAGCCUAUCGACAUCCCCGAUGCCAAGAAGAGAAACAAGAAGAAAAAGCGUUGCCGGGCAACUGACAGUUUCUCUGGAAGAUUCGAGGAUGUCUACAGACUGCAGGAAGAGGUACUAGGAGAGGGCGCUUAUGCCAGAGUGCAAACAUGCAUCAACCUCAUCACCAACAAAGAGUAUGCUGUCAAGAUCAUUGAGAAAAGACCAGGUCACAGCCGCAGCCGUGUCUUCCGUGAGGUUGAAAUGCUCUAUCAGUGCCAGGGCCACAGUAACAUCCUGGAGCUGGUGGAGUUCUUUGAAGAGGAAGACAAGUUCUACCUGGUGUUUGAAAAGCUCAGAGGAGGGUCAAUCUUGGCACACAUUCACAAGAGACGGCACUUCAGUGAGCAGGAAGCCAGUGUUGUCGUGCAGGACAUUGCCAGCGCUCUAGAUUUCCUGCAUAACAAGGGAAUGGCACAUAGAGACCUGAAACCUGAAAACAUUCUCUGUAAGAGCGCAGACAAGAUUUCCCCAGUCAAGAUCUGUGACUUUGACUUGGGCAGUGGGAUCAAGCUGAAUAGCGACAGCUCACCCAUCUCCACCCCUGAGCUCCUGACUCCUUGUGGCUCAGCAGAGUACAUGGCCCCUGAGGUGGUUGAGGCUUUCAGUGAAGAGGCCACAAUUUACGACAAGCGAUGUGACCUGUGGAGCCUUGGAGUCAUCCUCUACAUCAUGCUGAGCGGCUACCCACCCUUCGUUGGCCGCUGUGGAGGUGACUGUGGCUGGGAAUUGGGGGAACCCUGCCACACCUGCCAGAACACUUUGUUUGAGAGUAUCCAGGAAGGAAAAUACGAGUUUCCAGAGAAAGACUGGGCUCACAUCUCCUCAAGUGCCAAAGACCUAAUAUCCAAACUUCUGGUUCGGGAUGCCAAAAACCGCCUGAGUGCCAGCCAGGUGCUGCAGCACCCCUGGGUGCAGGGGGGUGUAUAUGACACUUUGCCAACAUCCAUCCUGCAUCAAAGAACCAGCAAUGCCAGGGAUCUGACAUUCUUUGCUGACAAGGCCAUGGCUGUGAACCGGCAGCUGGCUGAACAGGAUGGCAUGGAAGACCAACAGCAGCAGGAAGUCCCGUUUGUUGUUACCGCUACUGGCUCUUCCAUGCGCCUCUCUCCUCCUUCCAACUCCAAGCUGGCCAGACGCAGGCAGCGAAACAGCCAGCCCAAGGGAGGGCCCGUCUCCGCUGCAGAGCUUCGUCAGCUCUUGGCCCCUCUCGUUAUUGUUGGAGACUGUGCCUGAACUGUCAAUCCUGACCUCCGACCUUCCGUUAAGAUUCAAGUCCAGAUCUAAGACUACCCUAAGACUCUCUUUCUCCCCAAUUCUGGCCCCUCUCUCCGACUCUAGCCGGCCUUGGUUCCUCUGCCAUUCAGGCUUUUUUGCCUCGCUGUAAAGGGAGAUGCUGCUUGCAGCCCUUCCUCUAAAUGCCUUCUGCCCUUCCGCAGCACUUCUGAAGCACAUCAGCCCAGGGCCUGCAUAUAGCACACACACACACACACACACACACACACACACACACACACACACACACACACACACACACACGUGCAUGUCAAAGUCGGAGAGGAGGGCCAGUUAAUUGUUUGAGAAAGAAAGAAGUAUUUUCUAAGUUAUGUUCUUUGUUUUUCUCUUCAUAAAACUCAGUUCAGAAGAAAGCAGAACACUUAUCUUCGAAACUAAGCUCAGACACCAAAGGACAACCUGUUGUGCUGCUCCCACGUUACAACUGGAUCCACUGUGAAUUAAGUUAUCUGGAAUGUUCUCUUUGCCUGUAUGUAUAUGCAUGAAUGGCCCAUCUGCAGAUACGUACAAGCUUAUGCAAUAUGCCAAGAUGAAGGCUGUUCCUGUCUUGAAGGGAUUCAGUAUAAGGGGUUGGAAGGGCUGUAAGCCAAUGCUGUCCGUGCCUGGUGCAGUCCAUUAAUAUGGCUGGGGACUUCAAAGAUUUUUUUUUUUGUCUCCAUUUAAGAUAAAUUCCUCAAUGCUGAGCCUCCUCUGUAAAUGUCUGAGAUAAAACGCACUCUUCUAGCUUGGUGGCAGUGCACUUAACGCUCCCAGAGCAAAGAAUGUUUGUAUUGUACCCAGCCAGCCAUGACUUACUGUUGCACCAAUUCAUAGUUUAUUGCAUAAACAUAUAUGCCAAAUUAUCAGUGGCCCACAACACCCAGUUUGAGACCAUCAGGCAAGUCUAAUAGUAUUAAACAAAACUAUUUUACUUGGUUUAUGAAACAUGGCCAAACCAAAAUUGGUAAUUGUGUUAAAUGGCUAGGCAAGUGAAAUUGGGUCAUUAUAAAGAUUUCAUCACAUGUCCCCUUGCCACGACCAGAACUUGUGUUUUUUUUUUGUUUUGUUUUUUGUAAUUUUUGUUUCUACAAGUUAAUUAAUGCAUUAGAUUUAACCUUGAAUAUUUUGGCAGUAAAGGUUAGAACUCCUUUCAGGGGUUUGAAAAGCACAUUUUGGCCAAUGUGACCUGAGUCAGUGACCUGUGUCAUUUGUCGAUUGAAUAUGUUUAUUUUACCUUUUUAUCCCAAAGGUUAACUUUUUUUCUUAUUAUUUUUGAGACACCCCUUUCAAAAAAAUACUUAAAGAGAUUUUUCAAAAAAGAAACAUAAAAAAAGGAAAAACAUUCCACAAAAAGAAAAAAACACAAAAAAAGUCUUCCACGACCGUGUAGCUGUAUUAAGUUUACUUUAUUUUUUCAUGUUUGAAAACUCCAUGUCAUUGUGCCACACUGAUUUUUUUUUUUUUUUUUUUUGUAUGGCUGUUAAUAAUAAGCUUUUAUUUUCUAUAUGGUGAUUUCCAUGCAGGUGCUGUUCAGUUCAGGUGAAACACCGGAUGUUUUCCUUGUUUUGUGUUAUUUUUAAAAGUUCAGAGUAUGUGGAGUAUGAGGUGAGAUGGAAACAGUUGGUUUAGUUGAUCUGGAGCGUUCAUGCCCAGUGAAGGCGAGUUUUUAAGUUUUAUUUUUUUAUGUAUAGUUGAGUUGGCAAUAUAUUUUUUCUUUCAUUCAGAUUAAGUUAAAGCUCAUUCUGAAAAUGACAGGUAAUGGACUGGUGAUGAGGUUUCACAAACACUGUAGCCAUUUCACCAAAGAGGGUUCAAGUCAUGACAUUGAACAUGUGAUCAUCACCUACCAGUGGGGACUUCUGAUUGUCCAUGUCCUGUUGCCAGCACUGCAGCGACGGUACUCUGGAAAUGGCUCUCUUGGUGUCAUUAUGCUGAUAAUAGGACACUGUAAUAGUUCUAAAAUACCUUUCUACAGAUGCAUCGUUAUGGGGUUUUAUGUCUUAUAAUAAGACUUACUUGAAUUUGUGUAUGCAGCUGUUUCUUCUCCAUUUGGGAAACUACUUUGCUAUCGGUAAUCUAAAAGCAUUAAGCUGAUGAUCAAGGCAAUCUUGGGGUUUUGAAAAUACCUAUACAGUUCAGUAUUCUGCCUUUUUCUCCCUUUUGAGCAUCAGAUGAGUUAGGUCCCUAUUUUUUUUUCGAUAGGGUUGGAUACUCGGAAAACGCACAGAUUUUGACCAUACUCUGUAAUAUCCUGAAUGGAAUAACAAGAGUUUUCUUGGUCAUGACCAUUUCUACUUUUGUCGAAUGGCAGUAGCUUUUUUUGGACUGCCUUUUAUUGGGAGGGGAUAACGGGACAAAAUGAUAUCCUUAAGCAAUUUUUCUAUUGUAAGUCAUUUUGACGCAAGGAAGUGUUAAAAUCCUGACAGUCAUUCAUUCAAAUGGACAGUCCAUCAUCAUCCUCCCCACAAUUUGAAUGUAGCCCACAGGCAAAAGCAUUUACAAUCCAGCAACAUUGAUCAAAUGUUUUACUAAUUCAUCUCAUGGACAUGGUGUGGGGUUAUUCUAUCGACGUUGAUUCAGUCCUCAUUCAUUGUUGUUGAGUUGACACCUGAUUUUAACACUGUCUGAAUCCCCCCCCGAACACAUCGUGUUCAUGAAAGGAAAUUUGAAACAAAUGCAUCCUUUUUCAAUACAAAAAAUAUUUUUGAUUUAAAAUAAGCACUUUACUGUACCAUGUGAAUGAUUGCAGUUCACUCAAGGCAACAUUUAUGACAGUUGCUACAGAAUUUUGUAUUGUUUUUCUAAAAAAAAAAAAAAUGCAAUAAAAUGCUUUGAACUA